UUCGUUUCGUUCUGAUACAUUGCGCGAUCAAUCAUCCCCACACAAACAACAAACACGAAGCUGACUGCCACACAAAUCAGCCAGCCCCAGCAAGCAAGCACGGCAGCCAUCCGCCGCAAGCCCUGAUGCUGGCGCUUGCUUGCCUUCUGCCUUGCCUCACUACUUCUCUCAACCUACCCUCGCUACCUCACUCGCUGCAUCGCUGCAUCGCUGCCUCGCUGCAUCGCUGCCUCUCGAUCUACCUUGUUCGCUUGUUGGCAACCACCACGCACACCAAGAGAAGACAAGCCAAGCCAAGAUGCUCAACAACACGGCGUUGCUGGCGGUUGGACCGGAUCCCAACUGCAACGAGAACGUCCACGGCUCGGAUAUUGAGCGCCUGGUUCUCCUCAUCUUCGGCGGCGCCGUCAUCUUCAUGCAAUGCGGCUUUGCCAUGCUGGAAGCCGGCUUCUUGCCAAAGCACGGCGUCGCCAACAUCCUGUUCAAGAACAUGUCAGACAGCUUUGUUGGGCUGCUCGGUUUUUACAUCUUCGGCUACGCCCUUGCAUUUGGCGGUAACUUUGACGAAGGCGAGACAGGCAUCAUCCUAGGCACCCGCGGGUUUGCGUUGGCGGGAGUAAGCUCGUGCGAGCUGCCGUUUUUCCUGUUCCAGUACGCAUUUGCCGCGACCUCUGUGACCAUCAUAUCCGGUGCGCUCGGCACGCGCUCGUCCUUCACCACCUACAUGACGUACUCCUUCCUCUUUCCCGCCUUCAUCUACCCGCUACCCGCCCACUGGCUGUGGGCGAAAAAGGGCUGGCUGCUCACCGGCUCAAGCAAUGUUGGCGUUGCGGACUUUGCUGGCGCCGGUGCUGUGCACAUGGUCGGUGGGAUGGCAGCGCUCGUUGGCUGCAUGCUGGCUGGCCCAGGCUUUGACCGGGGCACACAGAGCAACUUCAAGCGCAACCCGCCACAUUCGAUCCCCCUGGUGGUCCUUGGUCUGUUCAUCCUGUCCUUUGGCUUCCUCUUCUUCAACGGGGGCUCUGUUGUCUCGUACACGCUGCGUGUGAACACGCAUGCACUUUCUGGUAUUGGCCUGGCAAUGAUCAACACAGUGCUUGCAGCCAGUGGUGGCGGUUUGGCCAUGGUUGCCCACAGCAAGCUAAGACGUGGGGUGCUGAGCAUCACACGUGCUGUGAACGGCAGCAUUGCCGGCAUGGUGGCCGUUUCAGCAUGCGCAGGAUUUGUGCAGCCGUGGGCGGCGCUUAUUGUCGGUGUUGCCGGUGGGAUCAGCUAUCUUGGAUUCAGUACUGUACUUCAAAGGCGGAGAGUCGACGAUGCGAUUGACGCAAGCAGCGCCCACUUUGCCCCUGGCGCCUGCGGCCUCCUCCUUGGCCCGUGGCUUUUCUUCCAGCAAGGCAUCGUCUACGAUCCGUCUCCAGACGCCUUUCGGCGGUUUGGGUGGCACGUGCUGGGCGUGCUUGUGCUGUCGCUUUGGACGGCUGCAUUGUCCUUUGUCAUGUUUGUCGCCCUCAAACUCACGGGCGUGCUCCUCGUCUCUGAAUUCGCCGACAGAUAUGGCGUCGACCGCUUCGAACACGAUGAGGUGGCCUACGACGUCCCUCGCGAAAGCAACAUCCAAACGCUCACACAAACGAGCCCGCACGUAUCGCCCGUCAUCAAACGAGCCGACAAGUCAAGACAAGCAGUUGUGUAA
This is a messenger RNA of Salpingoeca rosetta, 1696 nucleotides long. RefSeq lists its product as uncharacterized. The coding region runs from base 299 to 1696 and encodes 465 amino acids. Gene Ontology annotation, molecular function: ammonium channel activity. The record is from RefSeq and is a predicted model, not a curated record. Gene Ontology annotation, cellular component: membrane. Gene Ontology annotation, biological process: ammonium transmembrane transport; ammonium homeostasis. NCBI's taxonomy places the organism in Eukaryota, Choanoflagellata, Craspedida, Salpingoecidae. The transcript has 14 exons.